AUGGGAUUCACCACCACUUCUGUAACGACCUUUCCCUCCCAUCUCCCGCGGCUUCGUCGUAUUCCCGAUGUUCCGGAAGACAUUGACUACGUUAUGGACCAUCUCAAUGAUCCUAACUUGGACUUGAAAAAGCCCCUGCUGUCUACAGAGUCUUUGGAGCUCGAGAGCAAGAAAGCUGGUCAGCUUCAAUACGCCCCUUCGGACCUCGAUACAGAGUCCAACAUUGACACUGUGUCGUACACCAGGGCCGAAUCCCGCAACUCGGCGGCUGUAGAUUUUGACGACGAAUCCCCUUACCCUGAAGUUCGCGCUGCUGUUCCUAGCAUCGAUGACCCCACUAUGCCUGUAAAUACCUUUAGAAUGUGGUUCCUGGGCAUUGUAUUCUCGAUCUUGGUCGCCGGCCUGAACACACUUUUCAAUUUCAGAUACCCCUCCGUCUAUAUCUCGAGUGUCGUUGUGCAGCUGAUUACUCUACCCCUCGGAAAACUGUUUGAGCACGUGCUGCCUACCAUCCAGUUCAACACAUUUGGUUAUCGUUGGUCGCUCAACCCCGGGCCCUUUAACAUCAAGGAACAUGCCUGUAUUACCGUGAUGUCGAGCAUCGUUGGCAAUGGAGCCGCUGGUUCUGACGUCUUUUUCGGUCAACAAAUGUUUUACGGUCAACAAAUGACCUUCGCCUACCAGAUCACCCUCGCUCUCGGUAUACAAAUUGCCGGUUAUUCGAUGGCUGGCUUCCUGCGGCAAUUCGUUGUUUGGCCUUCAAGUAUGAUCUGGCCUGGUGCCUUGGUCACUUCUGCGCUGUUCAACACUCUACACAAGAACUACAGCAAGCGGGAGCGGGGACACAUGACACGGGAGCGAUUCUUCCUUAUCGUUGUGAUAUGCAGCUUUGCGUAUCACUGGCUGCCUAGCUACCUCUUUACUGCGCUUAGCAUGUUCAACUGGGUGUGUUGGAUCGCACCCGAGAAUGUUGUUGUUAAUGCCCUUUUUGGCACGGCUACCGGCCUUGGUAUGGGCAUCUUCACGUUCGAUUGGGCCAUGAUAAGUUAUUUUGCAAGCCCCCUUGUGUCACCCUGGUGGUCUCAAUUGAACGUCAUAGUUUCCGCAUUCUUCUGGUUUUGGGUCAUCGUCCCAAUCGUCUAUUUUACGAAUAGUUUUAAUACGGGAUUCCUCCCAAUCUCGGCUCCCAUAUCCUUUGAUAGAUUUGGACUUCCUUACAAUGUGACCGCUGUCAUCACUGACGGUAAACUCGAUCUUGAAAAGUACCGAGGGUACUCUUCAAUGUUCCUCCCGGCCACUCUCAUCUUCGCAUACGCCUUGGCCUUCGGUUCUAUUACAGCAGUCCUCGUUCAUACAGUCUUGUGGUUCCGAAAGGACAUCGGUCGCCGCCUCCGUAGCUCUCUGAAGGACGAGCGCGAUGUGCACUCCCGUCUCAUGCAGGCUUACCCUGAAGCCCCGUUGUGGUGGUACGGAGCCCUCGGAGCAGUCUCCUUGGUGUUUCUGCUUAUCGGCAUUCACCUCUUCCCCACCGAGCUCCCCGUUUGGGCAUGUUUCAUUGCGCUUGCGAUCGCCGCCAUCCUCGCGUUACCCAUGUCCAUCCUGCAAGCCUUAACCAACCAAAGGAUCAGCAAUAUGCAGGUACUGUACGAACUCAUCGCUGGUUAUAUGUUCCCCAACCGGCCUAUCGCCAACGGUAUCUUCAAGGUUAUUGCUUAUACUGGAACUAAUCAAGGAGUCGCUUUCGCCGGUGAUCUGAAACUCGGCCAUUACAUGAAGGUACCUCCUCGUAUGAUGUUCAUGAUCCAGGUCGUCGCGACGACUAUCAGUUGCUUCGUUGUGAUCGGCGUGCAAAACUGGGCCUUGGUGAAUAUUGAGGAUAUCUGCACACCGCAUCAGAAGAAUGGCUUUACCUGCCCAGCGCAGAACCUGUUUGGUACUGCCACCGUCAUAUGGGGUGCUGUUGGACCUCAACGUAUGUUCAGUCCUGGCCAGCCGUACAAUUUCACACUCUGGUUCCUUCUGAUUGGAGCUGUUCUUCCUAUUCCUUUCUACUUCCUCGCCCGUCGCUACCCUCUCUCAAUUUGGAGAUACGUGAACAUUCCCCUUAUGUUUAUCGGAGUUGGUGCAUUUCCUCCCGCUACCGGAAUUAACUACGCCUCGUGGGCAUUGGUUGGAUUCAUCUUUAACUUCGUCAUCCGCCGCCGCCACUUCAAAUGGUGGAUGCGCUACAACUUCAUUCUUUCAGCUGGCUUAGAUGCCGGUCUUGCACUUUGCCUCAUCGUCAUCUUCUUCUGCAUCAGUCUACCCACAAAUAAGCAGGUCGUUUGGAUUGGGAAUACCAUCAUGCAAAAUACUGCCGACUUCAUGGGACUACCGUUCAAAAUGCCUCCCGAAACAGGUUUUGGUCCUUCAUCUUGGUAG
Messenger RNA from Marasmius oreades (fairy-ring Marasmius), 2421 nucleotides. RefSeq lists its product as uncharacterized. Gene Ontology annotation, biological process: transmembrane transport. The record is from RefSeq and is a predicted model, not a curated record. Gene Ontology annotation, molecular function: oligopeptide transmembrane transporter activity. The coding region runs from base 1 to 2421 and encodes 806 amino acids. NCBI's taxonomy places the organism in Eukaryota, Fungi, Basidiomycota, Agaricomycetes, Agaricales, Marasmiaceae. The transcript is spliced from 6 exons.